AGAGGGAUACUGCGAGAGGGCUCGGGGCGGCCAGUCCGGGGCUGCCGGCCAAGGCUAGGCGCUGCCAGCCCCAUUCUCCUCUGCUCUCCACCCCCGCCUCACCCAGUGGCCGGCCGGACCUGCACCCCGCGCUUGCCCCCGCUCAUCCUCCCCCCGCCCGGCCAGGCGCGCUCCUCCCCGGCCGGCCCCUCGGCGCGCGGCGCGCUGGAGGCGAACGCGGGCUGAGGGGAGCGCAGUGGCCGCAGACCACCGAGCGCCCCGCGCCGUUCCCUGCAUGUGCGGCCCGCGGCGGCUCGCAGCCCCCGGCAGCAGCCUCGGCAGCUUCGGCCGCGCCUCGAGAGGCGGCCGCAGCGGCUCCAGCGGCGGCCAAGCGGCCGAGCCCGGGCUGGGAGACACCAUGCGCCGCGUCCUCCGUCUGCUCCUCGGUUGCUUCCUCACCGAGCUGUGCGCCCGCGUGUGCCGGGCGCAGGAGCGAGCGGGGCACGGGCAGCUGGCGCAACUGGGCGGCGUGUUGCUGCUGGCGGGGGGCAACCGCUCCGGGGCCUCCUCCGGAGAGGCCAGCGAGGGCGCCGAGGCAUCGGACGCGCCCCCGACCCGGGCGCCCACGCCAGACUUCUGCCGGGGUUACUUCGAUGUCAUGGGCCAGUGGGACCCGCCGUUCAACUGCAGCUCGGGCGACUUCAUCUUCUGCUGCGGGACUUGUGGCUUCCGGUUCUGCUGCACGUUUAAGAAGCGGCGACUGAACCAAAGCACCUGCACCAACUACGACACGCCGCUCUGGCUCAACACCGGCAAGCCCCCCGCUCGCAAGGACGACCCCUUGCAUGACCCCACCAAGGACAAGACCAACCUGAUCGUCUACAUCAUCUGCGGGGUGGUGGCCGUCAUGGUGCUCGUGGGCAUCUUCACCAAGCUGGGGCUGGAGAAAGCGCACCGGCCCCAAAGGGAGCACAUGUCCAGGGCCCUUGCGGAUGUCAUGAGGCCACAGGGCCACUGCAACACUGAUCACAUGGAGAGAGACCUAAACAUCGUUGUCCACGUCCAGCAUUAUGAGAACAUGGACACGAGAACCCCCAUAAAUAAUCUUCAUGCCACCCAGAUGAACAACGCAGUGCCCACCUCUCCUCUGCUCCAGCAGAUGGGCCAUCCACAUUCGUACCCAAACCUGGGCCAGAUCUCCAAUCCCUAUGAACAGCAGCCACCAGGAAAAGAGCUCAACAAGUAUGCCUCCUUAAAGGCAGUCGGAAGUUCUGAUGGUGACUGGGCAGUAUCGACACUUAAGUCACCAAAAGCUGACAAGGUCAAUGACGACUUCUACACCAAGCGACGGCACCUGGCUGAGCUGGCUGCCAAGGGGAACUUACCUCUGCACCCCAUAAGAGUGGAGGACGAGCCCCGGGCCUUCAGCCCUGAGCACGGUCCUGCCAAGCAGAAUGGACAGAAGUCCCGCACCAACAAGAUGCCCCCACAUCCCCUGGCCUACAACUCCACCACCAACUUUAAGGGCUGGGACCCCAACGAGCAGUCCCUCCGGCGGCAGGCUUACAGCAACAAGGGCAAGCUUGGCACGGCCGAGACAGGCUCCAGCGACCCCUUGGGAACUCGCCCCCAGCACUACCCACCCCCACAGCCAUACUUCAUCACCAACAGCAAAACAGAAGUGACUGUCUGAGCUUUCACCACAGGGAGCACCCUGGAGACCACACUCAACUGAGAGAGGCAAAAAACAACCCCACCCACACCCUCCCCAUCCUCCCCUAAUACAUGCGUCCACACACUCACUCUCGACAAGAACCAACUCUAAACCUACUGGGGACACAGAGUCGCGCUUUUCCUAGGUCAUGCCUAUAACGUGUCGGCGGGCAGCUGAGAAAGACCGAAGCAUGGACAUUCAGCAAUAUAGCAAAGGGGAAAAUGAGGCACACUCUUUCCACUUCAGGCCCAAGAUGGCCAAAUCACAUGCCCAAACCGUGGGGCUGAGUUUUCUUUUCCUCCUAACUUGAAACUGAAAUCCAUGAUGACAAAAUAUAAAAGUAGCACAAUUUAGAGAAAUUGUCCAUUUGAGCACAUACACUACUUGCCAUGUGCUGUCUGUUUCUAGGUUCGAAAGCCAGGGUGGAAAUGGGGGUAGAGAAUGAGGGAGGACACAACAGAAGAGUGCAUUCUGGAAGAGGAGUUGUUCUGGGAGGAAUUUGCCUACAUUAGAAGCAUUUUUUCUAAUUCCAAGAAGUGGUGACGUGGACGUAAAAUUUUGAUGAGCGUGAAACAGUAACUGGACCCCAACCAUUCUAUUUAUAGUACUUUUCAUACCAUCCAUGUUGAAAGCAAAAAACAACAUACCCUCAAACUCACAAAAAGUAAAUAGACCCUGAACCCACCGACAAUGAUGGGAAGGAAAAAAACAAAAACAAAAAACAUUUUAGAGAACUCCCAUAAGGACCAUGACAGUGGAAAUGGGAGGGAUGGGCUUUUAUGGAGAGGGUCCGGACAGUAUCAAAUAACUUUUUAAAAAGAGAAUUAAAAUAUAAGCCCACUACAAAACAGAUAAAAACGGCAAAUUAGGUUUGUUUUUUUUUUCCAAAAUCUUGAAGACUUGUUGUUGACAUUAACAACAACAAAUCUACAGUUGGAAAAGUCCACAGGAGAUCAGAUGAGGAUCCAGAAGCCUCUGAUUUCUGGGUUUUGCCUCCAAGACCUGAAACAGCCACAGAAACAAGUUGUCUAUAAACUCUAUGUCCCUGACAUCCCUUUCCCUUCAGCGCGUUGCCGCCGCCGCUGCCAAACUUCAACUGCUUUGGACUGAAAAUGUCAUAAGCGUGGGUGGUGCCUUCAAUGUGUUACUGUUGUUUAAUGACAGUCUUGUUUCCCAAGUGCAACCUGUGUUCUUUUAGCCUUCCUUCCUCUUGUUUUUCUGCAGUAGUAGAAGAUGUUUCCAUCCUUCCUUUGUAGGUGAGCCCACCCCAUAAUACCCUCUGAGGGGCUGCUACAAUGUCAGGGGUACCCAAGAACGAAGACCUCCCUACUCUCUACACUAUCAAAAUUAGUCCUUCCAUUUUCUAGCCCUCUCAAACCUGUCAGACAUUUCUUGGUCCCGUAAUUCCCAUGGUCCCUCCAAAUUACCUCCCCACAUACUUCAUGUGUUCAUCUCCCAUCCAGAAUGUCCUGAGGUUGUUUUUCUGGUUGGUUCUCAUAAUCCAUAGUCCUUGGGGUUCCAACAAAGUCAGUUUUCCUACAAGUUGUGUUUGUUUUGUGAAAGCCCAAAGAAGUGGAUUGAGAAAGAAGAGAUUUUUAUCUAAGGUGAAAGGUUUUUCAACUAGCCCCUAAAGGUCUUUGGUAGUUAAUUAACAUUCAACAGACCCACAGCAACUCUGGUUUCAGAAGCUAUAAAUGGUCCGGCCAAACAAGACUCAGAGUAUUUUCUGAAAUCCUGAGCUGCAAGGUUCUGCCUCACCUGUCUCUCCACUCUGACAUCACGAAAUCAGCAAAACCAGAUAUUUAUUCUUCUUCUCACUCCCAGCAGAUACAAGGACACCAACAAUGCAGUUGAUCCCUCUGGGCCUCAGUCUCCCAUCUGAAACAUGGGGAUUUGGGGUAGGUCAAGCUUUUUGAAAUCGCAAAACCUCUACCUGUUUUUAAAAAUCUGAUCUUUUGGCCAGGCGCAGUGGCUCAUGCCUAAAAUCCCAGCACUCUGGGAGGCCGAGGCGGGUGGAUCAUCUGAGGUCAGGAGUUUGAGAUCAGCCUGGCCAACAUGUGAAACCCCAUCUCUACUAAAAAUACAAACAUUAGCCAGGCAUGGUGGUGGGUGCCUGUAAUCCCAACUACUCGAGAGGCUGAGGCAGGAGAAUCGCUUAAACUCAGGAGGUUGCAGUGAGCUGAGACCACACCACUGCCCUCUAGCCCGGGCGACAGAGUGAGACUGUCUCAAAAAAA
This is a messenger RNA of Nomascus leucogenys (northern white-cheeked gibbon), 3930 nucleotides long. RefSeq names its product shisa family member 9 (gene SHISA9). Gene Ontology annotation, biological process: regulation of AMPA receptor activity; regulation of short-term neuronal synaptic plasticity. Gene Ontology annotation, cellular component: postsynaptic density; dendritic spine membrane; AMPA glutamate receptor complex. Lineage: Eukaryota; Metazoa; Chordata; Mammalia; Primates; Hylobatidae. The record is from RefSeq and is a predicted model, not a curated record.